GCCUAGCUCAACCUAUGUAUUUUCUGAACACGCCAUUUUCCGUCGACCACAGACGAGUAGCCCACACGGAGGAGCACAGAAAGCCUGAGCUCCACACCAUCCGCAAUCACGGAUUCCGCCAUGCACCGUGACUGUCCGCUGGACUGCAAAGUCUAUGUCGGUAAUUUGGGCAACAAUGGAAACAAGACUGAGCUGGAGAGGUCGUUUGGCUACUAUGGGCCUCUCCGGAGUGUUUGGGUGGCCAGGAACCCCCCAGGCUUUGCAUUUGUAGAGUUUGAAGAUCCUAGAGAUGCCACUGAUGCAGUGCGUGAGCUGGAUGGAAGGACGUUGUGCGGGUGCCGUGUACGAGUGGAGCUGUCAAAUGGUGAGAAACGCAGCCGUACCCGUGGUGCCCCUCCAUCGUGGAGCAGACGUCCCAGAGGAGAACGAGAUGACCACCGGCGGCGCAGUCCACAACAGAGGCGAAGAUCUCCACGUAGGAGGAGCUUCAGCCGCAGUCGUAGCAGGUCUUUCUCCAGAGACAGGAGGAGGGAGAGGUCCCCCUCCAGGGACAGGAACCACAAGCCUUCAAGAUCUUUCUCCAGAUCACGGAGCCGCUCCAGGUCCAAUGAUCGGAAAUAAAGGAACAUGUGAAGGUGUAAAGGGAGCUAAAAAUGAACGGUUGUAUAGACUAUGCCGUUUCUUAAUGGACUUCAACUUUGUUCAUUUUUGUUGGGUUUUUUAAAAACAAUCAAGCAUUUUAGUGUCCCUACUGUUUUGCUGUUAUUGUGAUUUUCAAAUACUUUUUAGUGGGCGUGGACGGGAGUGACCCCUCACAGAAAUUGUUUGUCUCCUUUGUCCCAAAACAGCUGUACCACCUAGCAUUCCACUUCAUCAGUAACUCUUGAUACCUUUUGGGUUUUUGAAUGUACUGUGUAGUUCGACAUAGUGUUCGUAGUUCUUCGUUUUCAUUGUGUAAACACCAGCAUUUUUUUAUUUUUUCAAGGAAGGACUGGGACGAUGUGUAAUUGCGUCCCCGUUUGUUUGUCUCUAAAGCCAAUUUAUUAUCAGCCUGAGACUUUCCUCAUACUGAAGGUUUUCAUCUGUUAAUGGAGAUGCAAAAUUGUUAACACGUGUCUACUUUUGGUCUAUGGUGUUUUUCCAUUAUUUUAUUGUUUCAUACUCAGUGAAACAGUCUCAAUAAAAACUACUGGUUGUUAAA
Molecule: messenger RNA, 1201 nt
Organism: Limanda limanda (common dab)
Lineage: Eukaryota; Metazoa; Chordata; Actinopteri; Pleuronectiformes; Pleuronectidae
Gene: srsf3b
Product: serine and arginine rich splicing factor 3b
Exons: 6
Coding region: 121-621 (166 amino acids)
Biological process (GO): mRNA splicing, via spliceosome
Cellular component (GO): nuclear speck
Molecular function (GO): RNA binding
Source: RefSeq, a predicted model, not a curated record